ACGCGGCGCCCGGCCAUGCCGAAGGGAGCGCGUCCGGCGGCGGCCAAGCAGGAGGAAUGGCGGGGGAGGGCGAGGGGGCCGGACCAGCCGGUGAAGAAGGGCAAGAAGGACCGGCGGGGCAAGAAAUCGUUCUUCGAGGAGCUGGCGGAGGAGGAGAAGGCGGCGCCGGCCGAAGCCCCCACCCCCCCGGAGAAGGAGGCGCCGCCUCAGCAGGCCUCCCGGAGGAAGCGAGACCGGCGGAAAGAGCGGCGACGGCCGCCGGGGGCGGAGCCUGAGCCCGAGGAGGUGGAGCUUAGCCGGCGGCUGCAGGAGCUGGCGGCUGCUGGCAGCGAGGAUGAGGAGGAGGAAGCACCAGCCCCCAGGAAAGGGGGGAGGAGGAAGAAGGGUGGGAAUGUCUUUGCGGCACUGAGCCAGGGGCAGAGCGAGGAAGAUGAGGAGGAGGAGGAGGCGGCGAGGAGGGACGAAGGCUCACGGCCAGGCAAAGGCAAAAGCAUCAAGGAGGAAGAGGAGGGUGAGAAGAAGAAGAAGAGCCGCAAGAACGAGAAGAACAAGGGGAAGCGGCAGGGAAAAGCCGCCAGCGAGGAUGAGGACGAAGGCUCUGAGGAGGACGCGCGGCCCAAAGGCGGGAAGAACAAGUUUGCGGCUCUGCGGGAUGAGGAUGAGGAGGAAGACGAGGCUGAAGAGCGGCGGAAGGGCAGCGAGGAGGAGGAGGAGGAGGAGGAGAGCGGGAAGAAGGCCGAGCCCGACGCCCGCGUUAGCAAGAAGGAGAAGAAGAAGCUGAAGAAGCAGCUGGAGUACGAGCGCCAGGUCGCCACCAUGAAGGCGGCGGCGGCGACGGGGGAGAACGACUUCGCCGUGUCGCAGGCCGAGCUCUCGUCGCGACAGGCCAUGCUGGAGAACGCCUCCGACAUCAAGGUGGCCCCCCAAAACCCCCCCAGGACCCUUCAACCCACCCCGGGGCCCCCAAAACCUACCCCAACCCCCCCAGGAUCCCCAGAACUUCCCAGGACCCUUCAACUCCCCCCCUGGGAUCCCCAAAAUCCCCCAGGACCAUCCAUUCCGCCCCACCCCGGGGACCCCCCCAAACGUCUCUGGAAUAACCCCAAAACUCCACUGGGACCCCCCAAAACCACUCCUGAGUCACCCGCUCACCCCCAGUGA
Molecule: messenger RNA, 1161 nt
Organism: Phalacrocorax carbo (great cormorant)
Lineage: Eukaryota; Metazoa; Chordata; Aves; Suliformes; Phalacrocoracidae
Source: RefSeq, a predicted model, not a curated record